Sphaeroforma arctica JP610 is the source of this 476-nucleotide messenger RNA. RefSeq lists its product as hypothetical. Lineage: Eukaryota; Ichthyosporea; Ichthyophonida. The coding region runs from base 1 to 396 and encodes 131 amino acids. The record is from RefSeq and is a predicted model, not a curated record. The transcript has a single exon.
AUGGGAUUCAGUGUCCCAAUCAAUCGACGAGAUAUUGGUGGCACCUGCUCUAGCGACUACAGCUACUUCAAUCUGGACUGCCCUGUAACAACCAACAACUGUGAGGAGGGCUUCAACGCGAACGCAUUCUACCAAAACUUUGAAUGUAUCUGUGUUUGUCGCCGUGACGAACGUCGUGAGGCUUCUGUCACCCCUGCGUUAGCCGAAGUGGCCAACUCUGUGCAGCCAAUUCAGGCCCCGACUCGUCGUGAUAACGGCGGCUCCUGCUCUAGCGACUACAACUAUUGGGGUGUCGACAGCCCUGUCGACUCGGACAACUGCAGCCAAGGAUAUCACGCGAGCGCAAGCUACGAUUAUGGCCACAGCGAAUGCACAUGCGAGUGUGUACAAGACUAAAUCUCAUCCACACACACGGGUGCAAGCUGCAGCGGAGGAGAAUGCGUGCAUGUGUCGGAGUGGUUGACGAUAUAAAUACU